This is a messenger RNA of Porites lobata, 856 nucleotides long. NCBI's taxonomy places the organism in Eukaryota, Metazoa, Cnidaria, Anthozoa, Scleractinia, Poritidae. The record is from the annotation of a GenBank genome assembly.
AUGGAUGAAAUCAUGGACGGGUUAGCAGAUCAGCUUACUAUGAAACAAAACUUGAAUGGAGGAUUGCUCAUACAGUUGUCUUUCAAAGAGGAAAACUAGAUUGCAGUCAAAGUCAACAACUAAAAUCCUUAAGUGUGAAAAAGUCAACAAAAUAAAAUUCUUAACUGUGAAAAAGUCAACAAAAUAAAAUUCUUAAGUGUGAAAAAGUCUGCAACUAAAAAAUCAUAUGUGUGAAAAAGUCUGCAACUUAAAUUGUCAUGUGCAGUUUCAUUGCCCUAUACCAGCCCACAUCGUCCUACAUUGUCCUAUACCGGCCUACAUCGGCCUAUACCGGCCUAAAUACUAUAAAUAGAAAUCAAACACUUAUGUAACAUUUUCAUUUGUGUUAAGACUUCAUUGCGUAAACAUGCCCUACAAGUUUAGACGAGUGUGCCCGCUAUGUUAUAGACAGGAUUUGCUAUACUUAGCUGAUUAUUUACGUCAAGUGCACAAGUUAUCGUGUGAGGAACGACAACCACUAUUAAAGGCAGCGAUAUUUUCUCAUCAAGUGACUUCAACAGUAUUCCUAGGAGUUCAACCUCAAGGAUUGUAUUCCCCUCACAUUUUUCAACAUGGAAUGCCACAAUAUACAAUGAACGCACCGUUCCCUCCACCAAGUAUAGAGAAUUUAACCACCAUUCCAGCGUCUAAUCUGUCUCAAAGUAUGAAACCGAAACAAUGCAAAGUCACCAAGUUACCAAUACGUCAGUGUUUAGAGACACAAACUUACCCCGAGUUUAAGUUUCAUCACAUGUUUUCCAUGCUUGUAGUAGGACCAACGCAAUGUGGGAAAACCUAUUUGUGCAACAAGUAUUAA